AUGGAAGAGGUUUCCCUCGGUGUUCUUCCGAUUGCUGCUGAGUUCGAUAUUGAGACCGAUAGCGAGGAUGAGACCGUUUCGGAGCACCGCUCCAUUGAUAAGAACUCUAUCAUUCACCCCACUCCAUUUGCUAAUCCUCCAGCAUCACCCGGGGGCAGCAAUGAUUAUAGCUCAUGGGUUAAGCUACAAGUAGAAAGUUUUCCGGGGCGGCUGUAUAACGGGCCGACAGGCUCUACUUACCUGGAGCUGAAUAUGUCGGGGACAGUCCCUGAUGACCAGGAGCAGAAAUUCGAACAAGAUGCGGACUCACCGGGUUUGCCCACCUUUUUCCAGGAUGAGACGGCUAUGAGAGAAUACCAACAAGAUGCGGACUCACCGGGUUUGCCCACCUUUUUCCAGGAUGAGACGGCUAUGAGAGAAUACCAACAAGAUACGAACGAACCGCCUUUGCCCGUUCUCUUCCACGAUGAAAUGGCUAUGGGAGAAUAUCAACGUUCCUUUUCCGAGGCCGAAGAAAGAAUAUAUCGAGCAGGUUCAACCUGUGCCACCCAAGACACAGAUUCCAGGUCUGGCGAGUAUCGAUGUUCAAUGUGUCAGCAAUUCUUCACACUGCAGGAAGACCACGAUCGCCAUUUCGAAUCCGAACACAUCUCCAGCCAGGCGGUUUACACAUGCAGUGAAGCUCAGCAGCAAUUGAAGAAGGUUGAGGAGGACGAGGAGAAGAAUAAGGAUGAGAAGGACCAGACAGACAACAUAUAA
This is a messenger RNA of Clonostachys byssicola, 759 nucleotides long. The record is from the annotation of a GenBank genome assembly. NCBI's taxonomy places the organism in Eukaryota, Fungi, Ascomycota, Sordariomycetes, Hypocreales, Bionectriaceae.